This is a messenger RNA of Myxocyprinus asiaticus (Chinese sucker), 2297 nucleotides long. Its product is annotated as oxidative stress-induced growth inhibitor 1-like. Bases 177 to 1742 code for a protein of 521 amino acids. The record is from RefSeq and is a predicted model, not a curated record. NCBI's taxonomy places the organism in Eukaryota, Metazoa, Chordata, Actinopteri, Cypriniformes, Catostomidae. The transcript is spliced from 6 exons. Gene Ontology annotation, molecular function: oxidoreductase activity.
GAGCAUCGUGGGCUGUGUUAACGGUGCGGUGUGGCUAUACACAAGUACAACGAAAGGAAAACUGCAAGUGCAUUUUAAAUAGCGAUUUAAAACAUCCUUGCUCUGCUUAAACAUUCGAUUUAUUUCAUACAGAAUUCUGGACAUUUACAUCGGCAUCACGUGCUAGGUGAGACACUAUGGAUAUUUUCAAAGAAAACACUUUUUCCGAUGACGUCCUGCCCGUUGUCAUUGUUGGUAAUGGACCAUCAGGCAUUUGUCUGUCUUACUUGCUGUCGGGAUACACGCCUUACUGUUCCCCCGACGGCUUCCAUCCCAACCCCAUUUUGCGUAACAAACUUGCAGAGAACCACCAUCUGUCUCUGUUUGAUCAGGAUCUAGAGUACCUUUGUGAAGGUGUAGAGGGUCGUUCAUCCAACCCUGUGGCUGUGCUUUUCGAUGCCCUCCUUCUCCCUGAUGGUGACUUUGGAGUGGACUGUGCCUCACCACUGAUAUGGCGUUACGAGCCACAAAGGGCCACGCCCCAUCUUGUAUUGGGGAAGGGGCCACCUGGUGGGGCCUGGCAUGCAAUGGAGGGCUCGAUGUUGACUCUCAGCCUGGCUAACUGGAUGGAACUUCCUGGUAUAAAACUAAAAGACUGGAUGCGAGAUAAACGAAAGUAUGAAAAGAAAAUAAAUGUGCGUAACGACCGAGCCACACCAGCUGAGAUUGCAUCCUACUACCAGCACUAUGUAAGCGAAAUGGGACUGGAGAAAAGCUUUGCUUGCGGGACCACUGUAACCUCAGUCCAUCGGGUUUCCCUGGAAUCCGCUCACUCCGUCUGGAAGAUCCAAGGCAUCCAGAGGACAGCUAAAGUUGAAGGAAAGGAAGAGAUGGAAGUUCCAUUCUCUGUUUAUGCAGAGAACGUGGUGCUUGCCACAGGAACCCAUGACAUCCCAGCACGCCUUGGCGUGGAGGGCGAGAAUCUACACUUUGUGUGCCACAGCUUCUGGGAGCUGGAGGCCGCCAUUUCCUCAGGGCGUUUGGACCGUGCUUCGGAGCCGGUUCUUGUAGUUGGUGCUGGGCUGACAGCGGCAGAUGCCGUUCUUGCGGCUCACCACUUGAACACGCCCGUAUAUCACGCCUUUCGGCGACCGGUGAACGAUCCGGCACUCAUAUUCAACCAGCUUCCCAAACUCCUCUACCCUGAAUACCACAAAGUGCACCAAAUGAUGAGCCAGCAGCAACAUAAACUGGGAGAGGCGUUGGAAAAUUUGUCCAACCAACCUCUAACCUCACCUGCCGAUGGCACAAGCCCUUACAACAGUUACCCUGGUUACCUCAGUUUCCCUAAGCACCACGUAGUUGCCUUCAAACCUGAUGGCAAAUGUGUGCUAGAGGGUGAAGGAGGGCUACAAACAGUAUUGCAAGUGUCAAUGGCACUCAUUUUGAUUGGUGCACAUCCCAACCUAUCGUUUCUCUCAGAACACGGUCGCCUGCUGGGGCUAAACCCAGAAGAGCCAGUCAGCUGUAGGCGGAAUCCUUUAGACGUGGAUCCGUACACGUACGAGAGCAUGAAGGAGCCAGGAAUGUAUGCAAUAGGACCACUGGUGGGUGAGAACUUUGUGCGAUUCCUAAAAGGCGGCGCUUUAGCCAUUGCAUGUGACAUCGCCCGCAAACAGAAGACGAAACGACAAAGUGCGACGGAGAGUUCCAACACCAACUCAUUAAACAUUGAACUGACCAACUGCACCUUAGAAGCAUAAAAAGACUUUGAGAGUACAUAAGAUGGAAAGACUUUUAAGGAGUAAAGGAGUGGAUGAUGUUCUAUGUACUGUAGGUAUCUGCUCAACUUCCUCCCAUCAAUAUAGAAGUACCGAAACAGAGUACAACCCAGUGAUACUGCCCCGAGUUAUGGAAAUAAAGGAGAACGGCAUAAGAACCAGAUUGUCAUUCUGACAUGCAAUUCAGUCUGCAAAUGCACUGACACAGAUUUUUACUGUCAAUGACUAACUAAUGUAGCAGCAACUCUAAACAUUAAUCUGCGUCUAUGGACAGAAGGUAGCUGCUUUUAAGACUUCAGGGAGUUUCUUGUACGUGGCUGCUCAUUCGAAACACUACACAUGUUCUCUCAGCAAUCAUGCUCCGUCGUGCCAAUUGACAUUUGUACUGGUUGUGUUUUCAGAUUUCUUCAUGUGAGGAAAACUCAAAACUAAACUUUGCCUAGCAAAUGCUGCUGUUGUAUCGAUGUUGGUAUCAACAUGCCUGUUUUCUUCUUUGUAGAUGAAUGUAUUAAACACAACGAACCUAUUUUUAACAAA